AUGUCAGAUGUUCGAGUUAACUCUCUUAUAGACAACCGAUAUUAUCCUGGUGAUAUAGGUUGGGUAUUAGUAUCUACAGCUUUGGUGUGGUUAAUGAUACCCGGCGUUGGUUUUUUUUAUGGUGGUAUGGCAAGAUCUAAAAAUGCAUUAUCACUUUACUUUUUGGGGAUUUUAACUGUUGCUGUAGUUUCCUUGCAGUGGUUCAUGUUUGGAUACAGUUUAACAUUUAGCACAACAGGAAAUGCAUUUAUUGGCAAUUUCGAUAAUGCUUUAUUUCUUGGAUUAAAAUCUGGCCCAUCACCUGUUUCAACUCGUAUACCUGACUUGUUAUAUGCCACCUAUGAAGGAAUGUUUGCCGCAAUUACGCCUGCUAUAGCCAUAGGUGCAGCCGCAGAAAGAGCCAGAACAUUACCAACAUUGGUGUUCAUAUUUAUUUGGUCGACGUUAGUUUAUGAUCCGAUAGCUUCUUGGACUUGGUCUGAACAUGGGUGGUUUAGGGUUACAGGUGGAUUGGAUUAUGCUGGAGGGACACCUGUGCACAUAUCUUCCGGAGCUGCUGCACUUGCAUGGUGUUUGAUUCUUGGUAAACGUAAUGGCUAUGGAGUGCAAGAAUUCAGAGCCAAUAAUAUGUCAAAUGUGAUUCUUGGCACGGUUUUCCUUUGGUUUGGAUGGUUUGGAUUUAAUGGUGGUUCGGCAUCUAGUGCUGAUAUACGCGCAAUAAUUGCCUUCACUAAUAGCAAUCUAGCAGCGUCAACUGGUGGACUUGUUUGGAUGAUGAUGGAUUACAGAUAUGAAAAGAAAUUAUCUGUAAUUGGAUUUUGUUCAGGUGUGGUGUCAGGAUUAGUUUGCAUAACGCCUGGAUCAGGAUAUGUUAAUGUUCAGUAUGCUCCAUUAUUUGGGUUGAUUGGUAGCGUCAGUUGUAAUCUUGCAUUGAAAUUGAAAAGUCUUCUCAGUUUUGAUGAUGCUUUAGAUGUUUUUGCUGUACAUGGGGUGGGUGGAUUUGUUGGUAAUCUCUUAACUGGUUUGUUUGCUGAUAAAAACGUUGCAAGCUUAUCAGGAGAAGAAAUUCAAGGUGGUGCGAUCAAUGGAUAUUAUCGACAAUUUGGAAUUCAGCUUGCUAAUUCACUUGCAGCAUUAUCGUAUUCGUUCGUAUUUACAUAUCUAAUAUUAUUUGUAAUAAACAGAAUUCCACAUUUGUACAUUAGAGUUGAUGCUAAGAAUGAAGAACGUGGCAUAGAUGAAGUGGAAUUGGGCGAACAAGCGCAUUAUUUUGUUGAAAGGUAUUCAUCUGCAUUGAAAGAUCUAACAGCUACUAAAUCCGCAUUAGCUAAAUCCAAAUCAAAUGCAUCUUUAAAUAAACAUUUUCGACAACAAAAUCUUCACAAUCAACGAAUAGAAGAAAUACCAUUACCACCAACUCAUAAUUACAUAUAA
Entrophospora candida is the source of this 1434-nucleotide messenger RNA. NCBI's taxonomy places the organism in Eukaryota, Fungi, Glomeromycota, Glomeromycetes, Entrophosporales, Entrophosporaceae. The record is from the annotation of a GenBank genome assembly.